AUGUCUUACAAUCCGUAUGCGUAUGUAACAAGCGAGCAGAAUGGCGUUAACGAUCGUUUUGUUCACACCCCACAACAGCAACAACCAAUACAAAUUCCCAGAAAUAUGCCAAUGAAUGGCCAAGUUAAUGCAAAUACGAACGCAAAUAUGAAUGGUGGCGGCGGCAGCAGCAGCUUUCCAUUCCAAGAUCCUCGUGGUUCUAUGGCAUUCCAACUGGGACAGAGUGCGUUUUCCAACUUUAUUGGCCAGGACAACUUCAAUCAGUUCCAAGAAACGGUCAAUAAAGCGACUUCAAACGCUGCUGGCUCUCAACAAAUUUCCACGUACUUUCAGGUCAGCACACGUUAUGUGAUCAAUAAAUUGAAACUCAUUUUAGUUCCCUUCCUUAAUGGCACCAAAAAUUGGCAGCGGAUUAUGGACUCUGGCAACUUUUUGCCACCAAGGGAUGACGUGAACUCUCCAGAUAUGUAUAUGCCUAUAAUGGGAUUAGUUACCUACAUUCUCAUCUGGAAUACUCAGCAAGGUCUGAAGGGUUCGUUCAAUCCAGAAGAUUUAUACUACAAGCUUUCUUCUACUCUGGCGUUUGUCUGUCUAGACCUAUCCAUAUUGAAACUCGGCCUGUAUCUUUUGAUUGACACCAAGAUUCCCAGCUUUAGUUUGGUCGAACUGUUGUGUUAUGUUGGUUACAAGUUUGUUCCAUUGAUCCUUGCUCAGCUGUUGACUAAUGUGACAAUGCCAUUCAAUUUGACUCUUUUCGUGAAGUUUUACUUGUUUAUUGCCUUCGGAGUAUUUCUACUAAGAUCCGUCAAGUUCAAUUUGCUAAGCCGUUCCGGUGCCGAAGACGACGAUAUACAUGUAUCGAUCAGCAAAUCAACCGUCAAGAAGUGCAAUUACUUCCUAUUUGUCUACGGUUUCAUUUGGCAAAACGUUCUAAUGUGGCUAAUGGGGUGA
This is a messenger RNA of Saccharomyces mikatae IFO 1815, 951 nucleotides long. It is a transcript of the gene YIF1, whose product is annotated as protein transporter YIF1. Lineage: Eukaryota; Fungi; Ascomycota; Saccharomycetes; Saccharomycetales; Saccharomycetaceae. Gene Ontology annotation, biological process: endoplasmic reticulum to Golgi vesicle-mediated transport. Gene Ontology annotation, cellular component: COPII-coated ER to Golgi transport vesicle; Golgi membrane; endoplasmic reticulum-Golgi intermediate compartment. The transcript has a single exon. Bases 1 to 951 code for a protein of 316 amino acids. The record is from RefSeq and is a predicted model, not a curated record.